This is a messenger RNA of Geodia barretti, 2726 nucleotides long. NCBI's taxonomy places the organism in Eukaryota, Metazoa, Porifera, Demospongiae, Tetractinellida, Geodiidae. The record is from the annotation of a GenBank genome assembly.
ACCGUACUCGAUUCCAUCUGACGCGCACCUCAAGAAUGGGAGUGAAAGACCUGUGGAAGCUACUGGAGCCUGCUGGGCGGCCUGUAAACCUCGAGCAGCUGCAGGGACUCGUUCUAGCCAUAGACGUGAGUGUGUGGCUUCAUCAAGCCGUUCACGGAGCGAGAGACCGCGCGGGUCAGCCCCUGCAGUCUGCACACCUCGCCCUUCUCUUUUCUCGCAUCUGCAAGUUGCUCCACUACCAGAUAAAGCCGGUGUUCGUCUUUGAUGGAGGAAUACCAGCACUCAAACAACAGACCAUAGCUGCUAGGAGCAGAAGGAGACAGCUGGCCGGCAAGAAGGGAGAGAGAGCGGAAGAGAAACGGAGGUCAAAGUACAUGCAGGCAAGGAUCCUGCAGCAGCUCACAGGGGAAGGCUCGUCAGCAUUGCCCUCACGAUCAUCGUUGAGUCAGCAAGACAUGUUUGACCUGCCUCCUCUGCCUGAGGACGUGUUCAACAAAGAUAGGAGUCCAGCGUUUGUUGGGACAAGCGAUGCCUCGUUUGUGGAAGACGUUGAAAAAGUCGACGUAACCUCGGCCGAGUUUGCGUCUCUCCCUCCCGAACUGAAACACGAGAUAUUACAAGAGAGGCAGGAACUGGAGAGGCGCACGAAAACAGACCCCGGCACCCUGCCUGACGUGGCCAGUGAUUUCUCAGACUAUCAGCUGGGGAGACUCAUGAGGAGGAGUAGACUAAGCCGCCAACUGGAGGAUGUCCGGCAUAGCCUGAAGGAGACAGGGAGUGAGAUUAUCGGAGGUCAACUGGGGUCGUUUGAGGUGGAGGCUAAUCGAAUCAUGUCCAGUGAUUCCGCCCACUACAUUCUGGUGAAGGGGGUCGAUGUCGAGGGGUCCAACAGCCAAGACGAAUUGAAUGAUGUCGUGGUUGGUAGAGAUGAUGUCGCCGGUAAUGAAACUUGGAACUCUGCCGAAUUAGAUAUGGAGGAGGGAAGGAGUGAUGUAAUCGCCUGUAAGAAUGAUGUCGUGGCUGAAGUAGAGGCUGAAGUUGUGGCAGAGAAAGAAGUGAAGGGAGCAGAAGAUGUCUCUUUCAACUCUCUCACUGCUGGUAGAGUGCCUACCUCCACUACCAAUGUCGAGGAUGAUAUCAUCCACACAGCUCACAAGCAUGCAUUGCCAGAAGAGAAGAAGGAGGAAGAGGAGGGGAGAGAGAAGGUUCCUUGUGUCAAUGUUUCUACCUGCGAACCACAACCAGCUUCAGGUCGAAAACAUGCAGUAGUGGGUACUGAACCUGCUCUCACACCAACUGCCAAGGAAGACGCUAUUGUUUCUCCGAUCAGUGCUAAAUCUCCAGUCAAUGCUGAGUUACUAAUCCCUCCCCCAGCAAGUGCUAACUCUCCAGUAAGUGCUAAAUCAACUGAGCUGCAGCCUGCUUCCACCGUUGCUGAGUCUGAUAGUGAGGUUCACCCACCAGAGGAGGUUGUCAGUGAAGAGGGGAGGGGUGAGAGUGGGGAGGUAUGGGAGGGAGGGGUGCUGGAGCUCUCCCCGAGAGAGGCUCGGUCUAGACUAGAGGAGGAGGUGACGGAGCUGGGGAGAGAGAUGGAGAGACAGCAGAGAGCAGCUGCGGCGAUCGGCAGUCUUGUCUACAGAGAGGCCCAGGAGCUCCUGUCACUGUUUGGUCUUCCGUACGUAAUUAGUCCCAUGGAGGCGGAGGCUCAGUGUGCCUAUCUUGACCACACCCACCAGACCCAUGGCUCCGUCACCAGCGACAGCGACGUCUUUCUGUUCGGAGGUCAGAGGGUCUACCGCCAUUUCUUCAGUCAAGACCACCAGCCUUUGCUCUUUGCUGCUGAGGAUAUUCAAUCUGUUCUCGGGUUGACACGGCAGCGAAUGGUCUGCCUGGCGUACCUGCUAGGUAGUGACUACACCCCCGGGCUGGAUGGAGUGGGUGUGGUCAAUGCCAUGGAGGUCAUAGGUCAAUUCAGAGGGGAAGGAUUGGACAGUCUGGAGAAACUAAAAGAGUGGCAUUCACUCGUCCGAGCAGUUCCUGGACUUACCCUAACUAGCACUCUGGAGAAAAAACUGCGUACUUUGGAUCUUCCAGACGACUUCCCCAGUAAGACUGUGUGGCAGGCAUACAUGUCUCCCGAAGUCGAUACUUCUAAUGAGCAAUUUCACUGGGGGACCCCCGACCUCGACCUCAUUAGAAAGUAUCCUGCUACUAUAUUUACCAGUGACAUCGUCGUGUUGCUAAGUAUAGAAACAGUGUCCUGAACUAGUUCCCAGGUUCAUGUCAGGACACGUGGGAUGGAAUCAGGACAGAGUUGACUCUGUACUUCUACCUGUCCUGAAAAGAGCCAGCGACAGAGAGAGGAGGAUUACAUCAUACUUCACGCCGUCUCUCCCCAAUGCCUUAUCUUCAACUAUCACCAGCAAGAGACUGAGGAAUGUUGUUGCCAGAAUAACUGACAGAGAUAAGAGCCCGGAUGUACCUGCCCCACCAGAUCCUAAGAAAUCCAAGAUCACCAUCAGUUCCUCCAGUUCUGAUGAUGAGUGGGAGAGUGUGGUUGAUAGACGAGGAAAGAGAGGGAGGGGGAGGAGAAGAGGGAAAAGAGAAAUUCCGGAACAUUCUACUUCUUCAGCACAUAAUCUCUCGGCAAGCAGCAGUAGCAGCAGCGAUGGAGACUAGAACGCUGAAUAGUAUUACGGACCCGUUUUUAUCAUGUACAAUGUCAC